This is a messenger RNA of Dromiciops gliroides (monito del monte), 20777 nucleotides long. It is a transcript of the gene PCLO, whose product is annotated as piccolo presynaptic cytomatrix protein. Lineage: Eukaryota; Metazoa; Chordata; Mammalia; Microbiotheria; Microbiotheriidae. Gene Ontology annotation, biological process: presynaptic active zone assembly; protein localization to synapse. Gene Ontology annotation, molecular function: structural constituent of presynaptic active zone; protein binding; metal ion binding. Gene Ontology annotation, cellular component: GABA-ergic synapse; axon; glutamatergic synapse. The record is from RefSeq and is a predicted model, not a curated record.
UGAAUCAGCCUGGCAUAGCUCAGAUCUGUUUCUUCUCUAGCUUGGGAAGCUGGAGCUGCAGCAGCCAGGAGGGAUCUCUAGCAAACGUUGUUUGAUACCGGCCAACAUGGAGGAAGCAAUAACGGUAGUUACCUGCGAACAGGACUAAUCCCCUGGCUUCCGCUCCAGCCAUCCAGCUGUGUACUAGAAGAAGGGAGGGAAGCCUGAUCCUUCACCCGUGGAGUCACAUCUGUACGUCUACUCGCCCGACAGGAGUAGGGGGUUAUUUUCCCCUUCUGGCUGCCUGCAUCUAGGCUAAGAGGCAAAGGAGGGUGGGGAGCUGGCCUCUGAGGAGCCUCCCUGAGCCAUGGGCAACGAAGCGAGCUUGGAAGGGGAAGGUCUCCCUGAAGGGCUGACAGCUGCUGCGGCGGCGGCGGCAGCCGGAGGAGGGGACGGCGGGGCGGGGAGCACCUUACACACCAUGAUCCCGGCCGGCAUGGAGGCGGACCUGAGCCAGCUGAGCGAGGAGGAGAGGAGACAGAUCGCUGCUGUCAUGUCAAGGGCGCAGGGGCUGCCCAAAGGAAACGUCCCCCCCGCCGCAGCGGAACCACCUUCUAUGCAAAGGAAACCAGAGUUUGAUACCAGUCAUCAUCCAAAGCAACCAGGGAAACCUCCAGAUCCUGGGCGUCCUGGACAACCCACUCUCAGUAAAAGUAGAACAACAGAUACUUUGAGAACUGAACAGAAAUCCCCUGGAAGAAGCCCUUCUACUACUAGCUUGAGAGAAUCGAAAUCUAGAACAGAUUUUAAAGAAGAGCAAAAGUCAAGCAUCAUGCCUAGCUUUCUCACAGAAUCCAACCCAUUAAGUGCUGUCUCAUCUGUUGUAAAUAAGUUUAACCCUUUUGAUUUGAUAUCAGACUCUGAUGUAUCCCAGGAAGAAACCACUAGGAAACAAAAAGUUGCUCAGAAGGAACAGGGGAAGACUGAAGGAAUCACAAAGCCCACAUCUCAACAGCAGUCCCCUAAACCAAUUGCAAAGCCACAAGGGCCUCCCAAAGUUACAUCUCAGCAAGCUGGUACUACCAAAUCAAUACCUCCUCAACAACCUGGAAAAGCUAAACCUCAGCCUCUUGGGACAGGAAAGCCAACUCAAGCUUUAGGACCUACAGAAGAAGAAGCUUCACGAUCAGAACAGUCAAAACCACCACUUCAACAACGAGGUCCAACCAAAUCUCAGCCAGACCCUUCAAAAUCAGAUCCUUCUAAAUCAGUAUCACAAGGCCCAUCGAAAAUACUUUCCCAGCAACCAGGGGCAACAAAACCACCUGUCCAACAGCCAGACCCCAUAAAACCACCUGUUCAACAGUCAGGUCCCACAAAAUCACCCACUCAGCAGCCUGGGCCAGCAAAACCUCCCACUCAGCAGCCUGGGCCAGCAAAACCUCCCACUCAGCAGCCUGGGCCAGCAAAACCUCCCACUCAGCAGCCUGGGCCAGCAAAACCUCCCACUCAGCAGCCUGGGCCAGCAAAACCUCCCACUCAGCAGCCUGGGCCAGCAAAACUGCCCACUCAGCAGCCUGGGCCCACAAAACUGCCCACUCAGCAAACUGGUACUUCAAAGACCCCCACCCAGCAGCCAGGGACCAUGAAACCAUCUACCCAGCAACCUGGACCUUCAAAGACCCCCAUCCAACAGCCAGGGACCAUGAAACCUCCUGCCCAACAGUUAGGGCCCACAAAACCCCCCUCUCAGCAGCCAGGACCAACAAAACCCCUUGGUCAGCCAACUACAAAACCAUCAAGCCAACAAGCAGAGCUUGGAAAACCUUUGCAACCACAAUCAACUUCAUCCCCAUCUACAGCACUGACAUCAGCACAGGGUCCCCCUAAAACUUUUUGUCCUCUUUGCACUACCACAGAACUUCUGCUACACACUCCGGAAAAGGCCAAUUAUAAUACUUGUACUCAGUGUCAAACAACUGUCUGUAGCCUGUGUGGGUUCAGUCCCCCACAUAUAACAGAGGUUAAAGAAUGGCUUUGUUUAAACUGCCAGAUGCAAAGAGCAUUGGGUGGUGAUUUGGCUCCAGUUCCAACAACUCCUCAGCAGAAGCAGAAGAUAAGCCCUGUGGUUACAGCAUCUUCAUUGACUAAACCAGCCCCUCCACCCCAACAGACUUUUGAAGAAGAUGUUACCCCUAAACCAGAUCUUUCAAAGCCCUCUGAGAUUAAAAAGCCUCCUCCACUCACAAAACAACCAUCCAUCCCAGGCUCUCCUCCAGCAAAAACCAAGCAGCCUUCCCCCAGAGAGUCUGUAACCCAGCCAACCCCUCACCCAGAGCCUUCUCUCAAAUCUGAACAAGCCAAGGCACCAAUGGCUGAUGACAAAUCCAAACAGCCAAAGAUACAGAAGCCUACAGCAGAUGUUGUGGCUUCCUCAUUAGCUGCAGUGAAACCUGAUCUCCCAGGCUCCAAAAUACAAUCACAGGUUCAAGCACAGCCUCCUAAAACAGAUUCUGCCAAAUCAACACAAAUUAUUCCACCAGUGGGGGAUAAAGAAGUCCCACCUGAUUCUAAAGGCCCAUCACGUACUCCAGCUGAUUCCAAACUCACUUCACAACCUGUGAUGAUCUCAGAGAGUAAAAGUCAAAAACAAGUUGAUCCAAUUCAAAAGAAGGAAGACCCGAAGAAAGCACAAACCAAAAUGAGCCCCAAGCCAGAUGCCAAGCAAAUGCCAAAAGGAUCACCUACCCCCCCAGGCACAAAGCCUAGUCCUGGACAACCCACACCUAUACCCCAGCAGCCCCCAAAGACUCAAGAGCAGUCAAGACGUUUCAGUCUUAAUCUGGGUAGUAUCACAGAUGCCCCCAAAUCACAGCCCACAACUCCCCAAGAGACAGUGACUGGGAAGCUAUUUGGAUUUGGAGCAUCUAUCUUUAGCCAGGCAUCAAAUUUAAUUUCCACAGCUGGCCAAGCAGGAACUCAAGCACAAGGUAUGCCAGGGGCUCCAACCAAACAACCCACUCCUUCUUCACAUCCACCUGUGUCUCAGGUACCACUUAAGUCCGCCAUUCAAACUCCACAAACGAUUCCUAAAACCACACCUGUCAAAAAGGACACAAAAGCUCCAAUUGCUGAAAAAACUGAGGUGCCUAAAAUUGAACAGGUUGCUCCAAUCAAAGGCACAGAAUCAGAAAAGAAGCCUCUUCCCACAAAGGAUAGCAAACCUCAAAUGGCAGAACCACAAAAGGCUGCUGUCCCUGUUGAAUCAGAAAAGCCCACCAAGCCAAAAUCUACCUGUCCUCUUUGUAAAACUGGGCUAAAUUUGGGCUCCAAGGAUCCUCCCAACUUUAAUACUUGUACAGAAUGCAAGAAUGUGGUGUGCAAUCUCUGUGGAUUUAACCCGAUGCCACACUUAACUGAGGUUCAAGAAUGGCUAUGCUUAAACUGCCAGACUCAGAGAGCAAUAUCAGGACAACUUGGGGAUAUGGGCAAAAUGCCACCUUCAACCCCACCUGUUUCUUCAGAGAUUAUACAAAAACCGUCAGCUGCGCCUCAGAGUCAGCCUUCUGUGACAGAGCAAACAACUCCGAAAACAUCCUCAAUGCCUCUCCAAGCAGCAGAAAAAAAGAAAGAACCAGAAGCACAAAAAGAAGAUGAAAAAGUAGAAAAAGUGAAAGACAUACCUUCGCUUGAAAAGAAGCCCCCAUUGAUAAGCACAGAUGAAAAGCAUGAGGAAAGCAAAUUGAAAGACAAGAUUAUAGAACCUGAUGAUUUAGAAAAAAGGCCCAAAGAGGGACAGUCACAAGAGAUAAUGAAACCUCAGAUGCCAGCUGCUAAAGAAAAAGCCUUAGAUGUGGUGCCUCCUAAGGAAAUACAGGAAAAACAAGACAAGACCAAGACAGAAGAUUCAGCACCUGGAGUCCCCCAGGGUUUGUCCAAAGAAGAGGACACUCAGAAAAGAGAUGCCCUUCCACAGGCAACACCAUUAGUAAAACCUGAUCAGGUGGAAACAGUGAAAGAAAAAAUAGAAAAGGAAGAUGACAAAUCAGAUACAUCAAGUUCUCAGCAACAGAAAAGCCCUCAAGGUUUGAGUGACACAGGCUAUUCUUCUGAUGGAAUAUCAGGUUCCCUUGGUGAAAUUCCAAGUCUUAUCCCAGGUGAUGAAAAAGAUUUGCCACAGGAACUCAAAAAAGAUUCUCAUUCUCAAGAAAGUAGUCCUACCAGUCCUUCUGAUCUUGCAAAGUUAGAAAGUACUGUCCUGUCCAUUUUGGAAGCUCAAGCUAAUUCACUUGUUGAAGAAAAAUCGGAAAAGAAAAAAGAAUUAUAUGGUGGGCUUCCUGAGCAGCCCAGAGAUCAACAGAAAACCAAGGAUUUUCCUGUCACAAUGGAAUCUUAUAGUUCAGAAGAAGAAGAGCUCAAGGAAGUUCAAGAAGAAAAGAAAGAUACCCUUGUAAGAGGUGACAAAGAAAGUAUUCCUUCCAUAAAGGGCCUCAGAGAAAAAAGUGACUUGGUAGAUGAUGUGACAGCUAGAAGGCAGCGUUAUGAUUCACUAGAAGAUAGCAGUGAAAGUGAAAAUUCCCCUGUCUCAAGAAGAAAAAGAAGAACGAGUGUUGGUUCAUCCAGCAGUGAUGAAUAUAAGCAGGAAGACAGUCAAGGAUCAGGUGAUGAUGAAGACUUCAUUAGAAAACAGAUCAUAGAGAUGAGUGCUGAUGAAGAUGCCUCUGGUUCAGAUGAUGAUGAUUUCAUCAGAAAACAACUCAAAGAAAUCAGUGUUAGUGAGAGCCAGAAGAAGGAAGAAACAAAAGGAAAGGGGAAAGGGAUAAUUGGGAAGCACAGGCGACUCACCAGAAAAAGUAGUACAAGCUUUGAUGAUGAUGCAGGGAGACGCCAUUCCUGGCAUGAUGAAGAUGAUGAACCAUUCGAUGAAAGCCCAGAACUAAAAUAUCGAGAAACCAAAAGUCAGGAGAGUGAAGAACUCACUGUGACUGGUGGAGGAGGUCUUAGAAGGUUCAAAACUAUUGAAUUAAAUAGCACAGUGACAGAUAAAUUCUCUGAAGACUCUGUGCAAAAGAAAACGAGUCUAUAUUUUGAUGAAGAACCAGAACUUGAAAUGGAAAGUCUUACAGAUUCACCAGAAGAUAGGUCACGAGGAGAAGGAUCUUCUAGUCUGCAUGCCUCCAGUUUCACACCUGGCACAUCUCCCACAUCAGUAUCAUCUCUUGACGAGGAUAGUGACAGUAGCCCUAGCCACAAAAAGGGAGAGAGCAAGCAGCGUAAAUCUAGGCACCGAUCACAUGGUCCUCUUCUUCCCACUAUUGAAGAUUCUUCAGAAGAAGAAGAGAUGAGAGAAGAAGAAGAAUUAUUAAAGGAGCAAGAAAAACAACGUGAAUUAGAACAGCAGCAAAGAAAGAGUUCCAGUAAAAAAUCAAAGAAAGACAAAGAUGAACUUCGGGCUCAAAGAAGAAGAGAAAGGCCAAAGACACCACCCAGCAACCUCUCUCCAAUCGAAGAUGCAUCUCCCACAGAAGAAUUACGUCAGGCUGCAGAGAUGGAGGAGUUGCAUCGUUCCUCUUGCUCUGAAUAUUCACCAAGCAUAGAAUCAGACCCAGAAGGGUUUGAAAUUAGCCCAGAAAAAAUAAUAGAAGUGCAAAAAGUUUACAAAUUGCCCACAGCUGUUUCUUUAUAUUCUCCAACAGAUGAACAGUCUACUGCCAUUCAAAAAGAAGGUGGUCAAAAGGUAUUAAAAAGUGCCGAGGAAAUGUAUGAAGAAAUGAUGCAGAAAUCCCACAAAUCAAAAGCAUUUCCAGCUCCAACAGAGAAGGAUGAAGUAUUUGAGAAGGAGCCAUUGUAUGGUGGAAUGCUAAUUGAGGAUUAUAUUUACGAAUCUCUGGUGGAAGAUACAUACAAUGUUGCUGGUGACAGUAAUCUAUUAACAAGACAAGAUGAGAGUAGUGAAUUUAUUCAGCCAGGAGGGAGAGACAGAAAAAUGAGACUUCCAGAGGAAAUCUAUGAAGAUCCUAUGCAGAAAAUCUCAGAUUUGCAGAAAGAAUUUUAUGAGCUAGAGAGUUUACACUCUAUGGUGCCUCAAGAAGAUAUUGUAUCAAGCUCAUAUAUAAUCCCUGAGAGUCAUGAAAUUGUGGAUCUAGGAACUAUGGUAACAUCGACAAGUGAAGAAAAACAGUUACUAGAUGCAGAUGCAGCCUAUGAGGAGCUCAUGAAGAGGCAACAAAUGCAACUAACCCCAGGAUCUAGUCCAACUCAACCAGCCACUGAGCAUGAUAUAACAGAGCCUCCGAUAGACUUUGACAGAAUGCCAGAUACCUCAAUGACAUCUAGUAUUCUCUCAGGAGCCUCACUUACAGACUCAACUAGCAGUGCAACACUUUCUAUUCCAGAUGUGAAAAUAACACAGCACUUUUCACCAGAGGAAAUAGAGGAUGAAUAUAUAAGUGAUUAUACCAGAGAAAUUCAAGAAAUAAUUGCCCAUGAGUCAUCAAUCUUAGCAUACUCUGAGCCCUCAGAGAGUGCAACAUCUGUGGUACCAUCUGACACACCUUCUCUUACAUCAUCCAUUUCAUCAGUUUGUACAACAGAUAGCUCCUCACCUAUUACUGCACCAGAGACCACAACUGCAGUUUUUACAGAUACAAUGGACCAAGUAGCUAAAUUUCAGGAUUCUGAAAAGAUUCCAUCAUUACCUCCCUUUCCAGUAGACACAACAGUGUAUUCAGGAAUAGAUAGAUCUUUAGAUGAGACUGCCCAAGUCCCACCUAAAACAAUUGUUGAUCAUGUCACAAUUUCACUUCCUGACAUUCCACGGUCUGUCAUAGUACCUGAAGAAGCCAAACUGAAGCAGUCUAUUUCUGAAUCUUUUUCUGUUGAUUCAUCUGUAUCUGAAGAAGAAGAUACAGUAAGGAAAGCUAAGAGUAAAAAUGGAAAUGGCGUCAUGCUAGAAACUUACAAAGAUAAAAGUAAGGUGCCUGUACCUUCACUACGUAGAAUUAGCUCUAUAGAUUCUGUGCCUGCUCAACCACCUCCAAGUACCAUUGCAGUUCCAGUUAGUGAUCAAGUGUCAACAAUUUCUUCUAUAUCUAGAGAGGUGAUGGAUACUCUAUCGCAAUUGCCAUCUAUGACAUCUCCAGUUCCUUCUGUGAUACCUAGAGCACCUCUCCUUUGGAGAAGUUCUUCUUUGGAUUCAUCUGCCCCACCUGCUCCCCCUCCUCCCCCACCUCCCCCACCUCCCCCACCUCCCCCACUCCCACCACCAACUCCACCUAAACCUGCUAUUUAUCCUAAAAAGAAGUCAGUGAAAGCUCCUCCAGUGACAUCAGCUGCUAUUGUACCUUCAGUCGACACUGUUGCUACUGUGGAGGCUACUGUGGAGGCUCCUGCUAUCCCGAAGAACAAUGUGACACCCGUAACAAAAGCAUCCACCCCUGCACCACCUCCUGUUCCACCUAAGCCGUCUUCAAUUCCGUCAGGACUUGUAUUUACUCACAGGUCUGUUGAGGGAACCAAACCACCAAUUGCUCCUAAACCAGUAAUUCCUCAGCCUCCAAUAACUACACAGAUGCCAAUGGAUGCACAUCCCAAGCCAACAGGUUUAUCCUUAACCUCAAGUAUGACGUUGAAUUUAGUGACUUCAGCAGAUUAUAAAUUGCCAUCUCCUACAUCCCCCUUGUCACCACAUUCUAACAAGUCCUCACCGAGGUUUUCCAAAUCACUGAUGGAGACUUAUGUUGUUAUAACAUUGCCAUCUGAACCUGGAACUCCAACAGAUUCUCUAACUAGUCAGGCAGUGACUAGCUGGCCUUUGGGAUCACCUUCUAAGGAACUGGUUUCUGUGGAGCCUAUAUUUACUACAGUUCUUCCUGUGACAGGCAUGGAAAUUCAGAGCCUGUAUACAUCAGGUGCUUUACAGACUCUCUCUGCUGCCCCAGUGAUGACACAGUCUUCAUUCCAUGUAGGCCCAGGCUCAGUAACUCCAUUACUAACAAGUGAAGUGACCAAAACCUCAGUUUCAUUAGCAGGCAGCACGGUUCCUAGUGUUGCUUCAAGUAGUGUUUCUAUAACAAUUCCUCCAGAGUCCAUGCCUCAAGAACCCUUAGCAUUAGAGAAACCAAGAUAUAAAGAAAAUGGAAAGUUUCAACUCUUUGGGGAUGUUAUUGAUCUGCGUAUGGUACCAAAAGUUGAUGGUGAUAUACCUGGAAGCUGCAUGGAUCUGUCUGCUUCUCAGGUGGAUGUGAGAAGGCAGACCACAGCAAGUGAGGCAUAUGGCAGACAAAUCAGCACUGUACAACCUGCUAUUAUAAAUCUCAGUGCAACAUCAUCAGUAGUGACACCAUUAGCUCUGGUCACAGAAACUAUGGCUGUUGUGACUUGUACUACUAGCAUAAGUCAUACCACAAGCACAGAAAGCCUGGUUGGGACAGAUCAUUCUUUGAUGACGCCACUUCAGUUAACAACUUCAAAACAUGCUGAGUCUACCUACAGAAAAACAAGUGUCCAGGUCUUCCCUACCCUUAGGGAGGAAGCACCAAUAAACUUAUCUCUAGGUACUUCUGCCCAUGCAGUAACACUGCCUGACACCAAACCUGUCACUGUACCUCCACCUAGUGUUACAAAUGGAUGGGCUGAUCUUUCCACAUCUCAGGAGCCCCAAGAUGGUGGUGCAGUGGAUCUCAGCACUACAAAGUCUCACCGAACUAUGGUCACAAUGGAUGAAUCUACUUCAGGUGUUGUGACUACUGUCAUAGAAGAUGAUGAGAAACCAGUAGAUUUGACUGCAGGAAGAAGAGCAGUUUGCUGUGAUGUUGUUUAUAAGUUACCAUUUGGGAGAAGCUGCACAACACAACAGCCUGCAACCACUCUUCCAGAAGAUCGUUUUGGUUACAGGGAUGAUCAUUACCAGUAUGAUCGGUCGGGGCCAUAUGGUUAUAGAGGCAUUGGGGGCAUGAAGCCUUCUAUGUCUGACACGAACUUAGCAGACACUGGAGUUUUUCUUUACAAAAGUAAGAAUACUUUUGAUUAUACUGGAGGGGCCGAUACAGCAGUAGAUCUAACUUCUGGAAGAAUAACUACAGGUGAGGUAAUGGAUUAUUCAAGCAAGACCACAGGUCCCUAUCCUGAGACUCGCCAAGUUAUGUCAGGCACUGGGAUUAGUGGACCACAGUAUUCUACAGCAAGAAUGACCCCUCCACCAGGAUCCCAGUAUGGCAUGGGAAGUGUUUUGAGAUCCUCCAAUGGUGUAGUCUAUUCUUCAGUAGCAACUCCAAUCCCUUCCACAUUUGCUAUCACGACUCAGCCUGGCUCUAUUUUCAGCACCACAGUGAGGGAUUUGUCUGCCAUUCACACAACUGAUACAAUAACAUCUUUGGCUGCUUUGCAGCAAACCCAGCCUUUACCUAGAUCAUAUGGUUUCCUAACGACAGGAGCAUCUGAUAAGGACAGUUCUGGGGCUGCUAUAGAUAUCGAAACAAGCUUGCAAACUUUGACCGUGGAAGGUCUCACUGCUGAGGCCAUUGAUGUUAUUCCCACUUUGACCACAGCAUCUGAGGUAUUUCCUGAAGUCCUGGGAGAUGACAGUACUCUUGUCGUUGGGACUGAAGAAGAUAAACAGCAGCAACUUGAUUUGGAGCGGGAGCUCCUAGAGCUUGAGAAACUUAAACAACAGCGCUUUGCCGAGGAGUUAGAGUGGGAGCGACAGGAAAUUCAAAGAUUCCGAGAGCAGGAGAAGUUUAUGGUUCAAAAGAAACUGGAGGAGUUGCAGUCUAUGAAGCAGCACCUCCUCUUACAGCAAGAAGAAGAAAGGCAAGCUCAGUUUAUGAUGAGACAAGAAACACUAGCACAGCAACAGCUACAACUUGAACAAAUCCAGCAACUUCAACAGCAACUUCACCAGCAGCUAGAAGAGCAAAAGAUCCGCCAGAUAUACCAAUAUAACUAUGAUCCUUCUGGAACAGCCUCACCACAAACAACAACCGAACAAGCAAUUCUGGAAGGUCAGUAUCCAGCAGUGGAGAGCAAUCAGUUUUGGCCUGCUGAAGAUGUCACCACCACAGCUUCAGCUGUAGUGGCCAUUGAAAUCCCACAGAGCCAAGGCUGGUACACAGUUCAGUCCGAUGGUGUUACUCAAUAUAUUGCUCCACCUGGCAUACUGAGUACUGUUUCUGAAAUGCCUCUAAAUGAUGUUGUUGUGAAGGAUGAUAAACAACUUAAAAAGAGGACCUCUGGAGCCAAGCUGCGUGGUCAGUAUGAUGAGCUCGAGGAAACUGUGGGUGAAGAUCCCCGGUGUUUUAAAAAGAUAGUAGACAGUGGAGUACAAACUGACGAUGAAGAUGGAGCAGACAGAAGUUAUACCAAUAGGAGAAGAAGAAGUAAAAAGAGUGUGGAUACGAGUGUCCAGACUGAUGAUGAAGAUCAAGAUGAGUGGGAUGUGCCCAGUAGGUCCCGGAGAAAAUCACGUCCUGGGAAAUAUAGUGAUACUACCACUGAAAUUGACAAGACCAAACCCCUUUCCAAGGUAUCUAGCAUAGCAGUUCAAACAGUAGCAGAAAUAUCAGUGCAGACUGAACCAGUUGGAACGAUAAGAACACCUUCCAUACGUGCUCGAGUAGAUGCAAAAGUUGAAAUAAUCAAACACAUUUCAGCUCCUGAAAAGACAUACAAAGGUGGAAGUUUAGGAUGUCAAACAGAGACGGACCCAGAUGCUCAGAGUCCUCAGUAUUUGAGUGCCACAUCUUCACCCAAAGACAAGAAACGUCCAACACCUUUAGAAAUAGGUUAUUCAUCUCAUCUUCGGGCAGAUUCCACACUACAGCUAGUACCAUCCCCACCAAAAUCUCCAAAAGUCCUUUAUUCACCCAUUUCUCCAAUUUCACCAGGCAAAGCCUUAGAAUCAGCCUUUGUACCUUAUGAAAAACCCAUCACUGAUGAUAUCAGCCCUCAGAAAAUAUUGCACCCAGACAUGGCAAAGGUUGCACCAGCAAGCCCAAAGUCUGCAAAAAUGAUGCAGAGGUCAAUGUCUGACCCGAAGCCUUUGAGUCCAACAGCAGAAGAGAGUUCCAGAGUCCACUUUCAGUACACAGAGGGCUACUUGACCAAAGGUUCUCAGACUAUAACAGCUUCCGGCACCCAGAAGAAAGUAAAGAGGACCCUACCAAAUCCACCUCCUGAAGAAACUGCCUCAGGGACCCCGUCAGCCUACAGCACCAUGGGUUCCGUUUCCCGAAGAAGAAUCUGCAGAACUAAUACAAUGGCAAGAGCCAAAAUCCUCCAGGAUAUAGAUAGAGAACUUGAUCUUGUGGAAAGGGAAUCAGCAAAGCUCAGAAAGAAGCAAGCUGAACUGGAUGAGGAAGAAAAAGAGAUAGAUGCAAAGUUGCGGUACUUGGAAAUGGGAAUCAACAGGAGAAAAGAAGCCCUGUUAAAGGAAAGAGAAAAGAGAGAGAGAGCCUACCUGCAGGGAGUAGCUGAGGACCGUGAUUAUAUGUCAGACAGUGAAGUAAGCAGCACCAGGCCAACCCGAAUAGAAAGUCAACACGGUUUGGAAAGGCCAAGAACUGCACCCCAAACGGAAUUUAACCAGUUUUUGCCACCACAAACGCAGCCCGAAUCUCAGUUAGUUCCACCAACAAGUCCUUACACCCAGUAUCAGUUCUCCUCCCCUGCUCUUCCUACACAAGCACCAACUCAGUACACCCAGCAGACUCCUUACCAACAGCAGCAGCCUUUAUACCAUCAGCAGGUUUCACCUUAUCAGACCCAGCCUACCUUCCAGACUGUGGCGACAAUGUCCUUUACACCUCAAACACAGCCUCCACCAACUCCCCAGCCUUCGUAUCAGCUCCCCUCCCAGAUGAUGGUGAUACAGCAAAAGCCAAGGCAAUCUACAUUGUAUUUGGAGCCUAAAAUAACAUCUAAUUAUGAGGUCAUUCGAAACCAGCCCCUGAUGAUAGCACCUGUUUCCACUGAGAACACUUACGCAGUUUCCCACCUUGGUAGUAAGUAUAAUAGUUUAGACUUAAGAAUGGGUUUAGAAGAAAGAAGCAGCAUAGCAGGUAGUCCAAUCUCAAGCAUAUCGGCAGAUUCUUUCUAUGCAGAUAUAGACCAUCACACACCGCGGAAUUAUCUCCUGAUUGAUGAUAUUGGUGAGCUUACUAAGGGAACAGCAGCCCUGAGCACUGCAUUUAGCCUUCAUGACAAGGAUUUGACAAAAACAGACCGCCUCCUUCAAACAACAGAGACACGCAGAACCCAAGAAGUCACCGAUUUUCUGGCCCCUUUACAAACUUCUUCUAGACUACAUUCCUAUGUAAAAGCAGAUGAAGACCCGAUGGAUGAUCCCUAUGAACUGAAGCUUCUCAAACAUCAGAUCAAGCAGGAAUUCCGUCGUGGCGCUGAAAGUUUAGACCAUCUCGCUGGUCUUUCCCAUUAUUACCAUGCAGAUACUGGCUAUAGGCAUUUCCCCAAAUCAGAGAAAUAUAGCAUAAGUAGACUGACACUUGAAAAACAGGCAGCAAAACAACUUCCAGCAGCAAUCCUUUAUCAAAAGCAGGCAAAGCAUAAAAAGUCAUUAAUCGAUCCCAAAAUGUCAAAAUUUUCACCGAUUCAAGAAAGCAGAGACCUUGAACCUGAUUAUUCAAGUUAUAUGACUUCUAGCUCUCCAUCAGUUGGAGGCAUUUCCUCUAGGGCAAGACUUCUUCAGGAUGAUAUUACAUUUGGCCUUAGGAAAAAUAUCACAGACCAACAAAAAUUCAUAGGAUCGUCCCUCACUUCGUCCCUUGGAUCAGGGGGCACCUUGGGAUCCACAAUCAGGUCAGCGUUACAAGAGGCAGACAACACGCCUUACAGUAGUGGCACUAGGUCAAGGCCUUCUUCUCGACCCUCCUCUGUCUAUGGACUUGAUUUAUCCAUAAAGAGAGAUUCAUCAAGCUCUUCUUUAAGACUGAAGGCUCAAGAGGCUGAAGCAUUAGAUGUAUCUUUUAGUCACGUGACACCUUCUGGCAGAACUAAACCUACAAGUCUACCUAUUAGCCAGAGCAGAGGAAGAAUACCAAUUGUUGCUCAGAACUCAGAAGAAGAAAGCCCUUUGAGCCCAGUUGGCCAACCUGGAAUGGCACAGCUGCUCGCUGGACCACUGCCACCAAUAUCUGCUGAUACCAGAGAUCAGUUUGGAUCAAGUCAUUCGUUGCCUGAGGUCCAGCAGCAUAUGAGAGAAGAGUCCCGGACUCGAGGAUAUGAUCGGGAUAUAGCAUUCAUCAUGGAUGACUUCCAACAUGCCAUUGUCAGACAAGCGAAUGGGAAACUACCAGAAAGACUGAUUCAUUCAAGCUCUCAGCAACAUCAAGAACAAAUGAACGGGAAGCCUACACAGUACAUCUUUCCUCAUGCAAGAAUAAAAAUAACGAGAGACCUUAAGGAUCAUACAGUUUCAGGUAAUGGGUUAGGAAUCAGAAUAGUAGGUGGAAAAGAAAUCCCAGGAAAUAGUGGAGAAAUUGGAGCCUAUAUUGCCAAGAUCCUCCCUGGAGGAAGUGCGGAGCAGACAGGAAAACUAAUUGAAGGAAUGCAAGUGUUAGAAUGGAAUGGAAUUCCCCUGACUUCCAAGACCUAUGAAGAAGUCCAGAGUAUCAUUAAUCAACAAAGUGGGGAAGCAGAAAUAUGUGUAAGACUGGAUAUCAAUAUGCUCUCGGAUUCUGAGAAUCCCCAGCACUUGGAACUACAUGAGCCACCAAAGGCUGUAGACAAAGCAAAAUCCCCUGGAGUGGAUCCAAAGCAGUUGGCUGCUGAGCUCCAAAAAGUUUCUCUGCAGCAGUCACCAUUGGUUCUUUCUUCAGUUGUUGAAAAAGGAGCUCAUGUUCACUCUGGCCCCACCUCGGCUGCAUCCAGUGCUGUUCCCAGUCCUGGGCAACCAGGAUCACCCUCAGUGAGCAAAAAAAGGCACAGCAGCAAGCCUACUGAUGCAACAAAGUCUGUCUCUCAUCCAAUUACUGGAGAAAUUCAGCUUCAAAUCAACUAUGACAAACACCUUGGAAACCUCAUAAUACAUAUUCUUCAAGCAAGAAAUCUUGUGCCCCGAGACAACAAUGGAUAUUCUGAUCCUUUUGUUAAAGUGUAUCUUCUUCCAGGGAGAGGGCAAGUCAUGGUUGUCCAGAAUGCAAGUGCUGAAUAUAAGAGGAGAACUAAAUAUGUUCAGAAAAGUCUUAAUCCAGAAUGGAAUCAGACAGUAAUUUAUAAAAAUAUCUCCAUGGAACAGCUCAAGAAGAAAACACUGGAAGUGACAGUCUGGGAUUAUGAUAGAUUCUCUUCCAAUGACUUUCUUGGUGAGGUAUUGAUUGAAUUAUCUAGCACUUCUCACCUUGACAACACCCCUCGAUGGUAUCCUCUCAAAGAACAGACAGAAAGUAUUGACCAUGGAAAGUCCCAUUCUAGUCAGAGCAGCCAGCAAUCUCCAAAACCAUCUGUCAUCAAAAGCAGAAGUCAUGGAAUCUUCCCUGAUCCAUCCAAGGAUAUGCAAGUACCUACAAUUGAGAAAUCCCAUAGUAGCCCCGGGAGCUCAAAAUCAUCCUCUGAAGGCCAUCUUCGCUCUCAUGGACCAUCUCGCAGCCAAAGCAAGAGCAGCGUCACUCAGACCCAUCUUGAAGAUGCAGGAGCCGCCAUUGCAGCCGCAGAAGCAGCUGUGCAACAACUUCGCCUUCAACCAACAAGGCCUACUAAUCAAUCGACCGCUGAUAGCUCCGUCUCUUCCGGCUCAUCUGCCAGCAGCUUUGGCAGUGGAUAUAGUGUGGACAGUGAAGGAAGUAGCAGCACUGCAGGGGAGACCAAUCUAUUUCCCAUUCCCAAGGUAGGAAAGAUGGGUCAGAAUGGACAAGAGACGGCAAAGCAGCCGGGAGUAGGAUUAACAGAUGCAGAAGCUAAAACGCAAGUAAUGGGAGAAAUCAAGAUUGCCCUGAAGAAGGAAAUGAAAACAGAUGGAGAACAGCUAAUAGUUGAGAUCCUUCAGUGCAGAAACAUCACCUACAAAUUUAAAUCUCCUGAUCAUUUACCAGAUUUAUAUGUGAAGCUGUAUGUGGUCAACAUUUCUACCCAAAAAAGAGUGAUCAAGAAAAAGACAAGAGUGUGUAGACAUGAUCGGGAGCCUUCGUUCAAUGAAACAUUUAGGUUUAGCCUGAGUCCUGCUGGGCAUUCUCUUCAGAUUUUGCUUGUCUCCAAUGGAGGGAAGUUUAUGAAAAAGACACUGAUUGGUGAAGCUUAUAUCUGGCUUGACAAAGUGGAUUUAAGGAAAAGAAUAGUAAACUGGCACAAACUCUUGGUCAGUCCUACUCAAACACAUUGAAGAGAGUCUGCUUAGGCUGAGGAACCUUACAGACAAUUAUCUUCUAUAAAGAGCAUCAAAUCAAUUCCAUAGAUUGAUACUACUGUGUUUAGCUAGGCUUUCAGAGGAAAAAAGAAAGACAAGUGGGAAGAUAAGAAGAUGGGUCUGCAACCUUGUAAACCUGCUGUUGAUCAAGUCAGCAACAAGCUCUGGGAUCCCAAAUAAAAGGAUGUGUGAUUUAAAGAACAGAGGGCUUGUUGAUAUUGGACUUCUCAUGGUCACCAAGGGGAACUGUGAAAGAAUUUGAAUGCUGAAGGCAGAUGUGAUUACUUGGAGCUCCGCUGAAGCUAGAAGUGGUGGUUCAAAGAUCAAUAUGGCUUGCAAUGUACCACAAUGAUGUUUUUAUGCAAAAGCAUCUAGGGUGAAUGCAAAGGAUUGACUUUAUAAAUCUCACUUUCUAAAAGUGUAUAACUGAUCCCUCUCCACCUUAGUCUCUCUGAUUAUUUACUAUGGUAAGAGUAAAGGAUUGAUUGAUCCUGUUUUGUUUGCAGUUAUGGCAGGUGUGGAUUUAAUUUUUCUGAAUUUAAAAAAAAAAAAGCAAAAUAUGCCUUGGAGCAAGAGCUCAAAGGGGAUUUCAUGGUGUAAAGCACCAUCCUUGAAACCAUUAUGAUGAAAGCACAUUUUUGGUAUAGGUUGACAUGAUUUAUACUGAAGAUAACCCAGGGUAGAACUUAAGUGUGAUAUAGAAAAGGGAGAUAACAUUUACUGUACAAAUGAUGCUGCUAUCCUGAAAGACCAGACAUGGAUGUCUUGGCAGGGAAGAAUUUUGCCUCAAAAAACAAAAUAGUCCCAGGGACCUAUCAUAAAAAUAUAAAAGAUUCUUUAUUUUCCCAUAAUUUAGCCUUUGGAGAAGACUAUCUGAAUGAUAUAGGCUAUAUGUACCAAAGGACAUAGAUUUAAUUUGUCUUGUAUGAGCUAGGAAGCAUGAGAGCCUAUUCUUUGUGGAACUGCAAAUAAAUUCAUUAUCCUGUAGAUUCAAUUUCUAUUGAGUGACAUAUUAGGUGACAAACAUUUUCCCUCAAAUUUUAUAUUAGUCUCUUUGUAGUGGUUAAAUUGGGAUGAGCUCUUACUCUUAUAUAAUUAAAUCUUUUAAAAAUAUAUACAGCAUGAAAAUCCUUACUCUUUAGGCCCACCUUUCUAUUGUGCUCCUGCUCCCCUAUUUUGUUCCUCCACUUCAUCUUGGUUAAGUUCAUGACUGGAGAACUUAGGAAAAUGUAUGGUUUGAUUAUUCAAAACACCAAUUUAAAAAAUUCUAUUCUAUUUGAGUGCGUAUUUUGACACCAUAUGAAUUAUCACUUCUUUAAAUAUUCAACAAAAUGGUCCAAAAACCAAGGUAUUGAAAUGAGGCUGCCUUCAUCACGUAAUAAAAAUUACUGAGAAACUCACAAGGGUGGCAGUACACCCUGGUGGAAAAUAGUCUAGUACUAGCAUUCAGGAAAUCUGGGUUUUAGUCUCAGUUCUGACAAUGACUCCCUGUCCAAUCUUCAGCAAGUCUUUAAACUUCUCUGUGUGCCUAUGUCAUCUGUAAAAUGGGAAUCUUAAUACCUUCCUUGCCUACCUCACAGGGUCAUUGUGAGGAUAAAAGUAGGUCAUAUAUAUGAAAGUACUUUGCACAAUAUAAACACUAUACAAAUAUAAGGAAUAAGAGUUAUCAAACUUGUUGAGUUUCUCAAUCCAAGAGGGAAUAAAAGCCUUCUUUCCCCAAAUAACCACCUUAAUAUUGGCUAAAUAGAUGAAAAAAAGUCAACUCGAAAUCUCAUUUUACAUAUAACAUGGAAAAUGCUUUUCAAAAACUUGUUUUUUUCAUUUACCCAUGUGGAAAAAAAAAAGAGGGAGUGAAAUGAAAAUAUAUACCAAUAGACAGGAUAUGCAAAGUUGAAGCCAAAUGAACUACUCCAUUCUUAAAUCACUUACUCCACUCUUGCUCUGUCCCUAAAGGAAAAUAUAAGGGCUAAGCAACUCAAUCUACAUUUGUUGCUUUUAAACUGCUGCUGUAAUCUAGACUAAAUAUUCUUCUGGGGAGAAGAGGUAGUAUCAUUCUCACAGUGGCAGCUUUAACUUUGAAUAUUCUGGCCUUUUCAUAAGAAUACAUAUUUCAAAUGUAGUUUUCUCUGUAGUUAGUAUUAACUAAAGAUCUUGAUCCUGCAUGGACCAUCAAAAUAACUAGAAAUCAUUCAUUGCAACAGACCUUAUUUGCAUUGAUAGAAUAAGGAUUUUAUUACCAGUUUUCCUCCAGCCCUAGUAGGUAGGUUGUCAUAUUUUCUCCAGCCAACAACAUCCUCUCCACCUUCUACCCCCCAACAACAACAAAAAAAUUCUACUUUUAGUUACCAUUGAAAUAGGAAUAAGAUGUGGCAUUCGAAAGAUCAAACCACUGACAAUUUUGAUCUUGCAAGAAUUUUAUUUUUUGGUGACAGCAAGUCCUGCUGAUGGUUGCUAUGGAAAUUUCCAGCAGGAGUUACUGUGAUAUGGGAGACUAUAAUCAGAAUUCUUUAUUUGGGAAAAGUAGCCCAAUAAGCUUUUCAUCUGACACAAAAUGUCACUGUUAGUUGCCCUUAAAGCUAAACUGUCUAAUAGGAUGUUGGUUAAUUUUGGCACUCUCCUUUAGUUACUGGUAUAAUCCAAUUAUCUUUAAUGUUUGGUUCUCAUGAGUACAAGAUGACCAGUCAUUUCGCUUCAAAAUGUAAUCUCCCUUAGACCAAUAAAAUAGUAGAGAUCAUCAAGCAAAGGGAUGUCCCUUCAUUCUGACCUGAUCAAAUGUAUUAAAAUGAUUUUCACUCUGGGUAGCUCAUCAGUUCCUGGAGACUAGGAGCAGUCAAGUCAUUUAGUACAUUCAAUGACAGGGCUCAUCUUGUAUGGAUGCUUCCAAAGAGUGCCAAAGUUUCAGCUGAUCAAAAUCCUUAGGUUGUUCUGGAAUUAUUCUAUGCAACACUGAUUCAUACGUGAAUGCAUUUCUUCUUAAUGAUAUUAACAACCCUUCAUAAAACAGAACAGUUUCAUUUUAAAAUUUAAAAUAGGGCUCUUGGUAUUUUUACUUUUUUGUAUAUAUCACAGCAUGGUUGUCCAAUUCUAUUUAUUUAUUUCUCCACUGGCUUCUUAGUGGCCACAGAGCUUGUGAUCUCUGUCUAAUUGGUUUUUUAUUAACCUAAUUAAUAUAUUUCUACAACAUUUGCCUGAAUAAGUACAUCUUUCAAGUUCUUCAAAGGAAUUUUCAUUUUUCCCACAAAUAUGCUGAAUCAUCAAAUAUUGAGAUAGUUCUUUGGUUUAAGAUCUGGUACAAUGAUAACAUGCUGAAAUCUGAGCAAAAGCACAGUGUGAGUGUUUACAAAAGACAAGGCUUCAUAAUGUAGUCUUUACAAAUAUGGAUGGGGAUAGAAGUAGGACAUUACUAUGAAUAUGAUACUUAUUUACCAUUUCACAGUUUAAAGAGACAGGAUCCAGGAGCAGAAUAAAGGGAUAUAGGAUCUGCUUCUUAAUAUUACCCAUAUUUUUUACAUCGAACUAACUUAUUAAUCAAAUCCAUAUUUCAAGACAUAAGUGGAGUAAGUUUUGUAGAUCACACAUACACAUCUUGAAAUGGUCAUUUUGUGGGAGUAAUGUAGCUGGUAACCAGCUGAUAUGGAUUCUUACUAUAGGAAUGAUGGUGGGAGUGGGAGUGGUGAGAGUGGUGUGGAGAUAUAAGUAAGCAUCUAUACUAUAAAAAGCUAUUGUGUCCAAUUUAAUAGAAAUUAUUUGAUCAAUGUUUAGUUUCAUGAAGAUAUCAUAAAGAUGUUUAUAGUAUUUUUUUAUUAUUUAAAUCAUACUUAAUAUUUUAAAGGACUUAUUUUCAUUGCUACAGUGUCUAUUAUCCCAAAUUCUGCCAACUAUAUCUAUACAUGUAUAUACACCUAUGUCUAACAGAAGUGAAUUGAAACUAUGUGACUGAACUUGGAACUGAAAUGAAAAGGAGCGAAUGUUCAAUGAAUACAAAUCAGAUGAUCCAGUUGUUUCUUUCAAAUGGUUAACUGCCUUUACUAAAAGACUGGAGCGAAUGAGCAAAAUGGAUAAUCUCUGAGUUAGAGUAUACGCUUUAAUGUUUUCUGUAUGUUCCAUUUUAUUCGUUUAAAAAAAAAGUUACCUGGGGAACUCAAAAUCAUUUAAAAUUCCUUAAAUAAUAUUAUUAGGUCAUUUGAGAGAGCAGUUUCUUAAUUUGUUACACUGUAUAUAACUAUACAUUUUAUAAACAGACAAGUUUGGAUUAUUAAUUUCAUCCAGCAUUCAGCAUGUGAAUGUGAAUAUUAUUUGACUGUCUGUAUAUUUGUUCAGUGAUGUGCUGAGGUGCUACCAUGAUGAAUAGCGUGUGUGCUAAUAUCUUAUCCAAAAAAAAAAAAAAAAGCAAACAGCAUUCCAGCUGUCCAAAAAAAUUUUUUAAAAAUUCAAAAAAAUAUCCUUGAAAAAAUGUCAUGUUUCUAAAUUGAAUGUUGCAUGCAGUGGUGGUGAUUUGAUAUCUUCUUUUCCUUUUAUAAAUUUUACUUCUGAGAUCUCUGGAAAAAACAAAAAUAACAUCAAAAAGCCUUGUUCUAAAAAGUUGUAUAAAUUGAAAUUAAAAUGAAUGGGAAUUGUACAAAAUCAAUGCUUGUAAAUCUGUCUCAGUUUCCAUUCUAUGUAAAAAUCCAUGUCAUGGUUUUGUGGUUGUAUACAGGCUGUAUCUUGAGAAUUUAUGCAAGUUGUGUUAUAUAAAGGCUGCUCCCCCAGUCUAACAAAUAAAUACUGAAAAUAUUAAUUCUGUUGUUACUCAUCAGUGAUACACUAAAUGAAAACCUAUUUUAAGAGUGGUAAAAUGGAUAAAGGGCAACUCUGAAGCCUGUGGCCCUGUUUGGUUACCUUGGGUUCAAAUCCUACCUUUAAUGCUUAUAACCUAGAUGGUCUUGGAGUGUGAUUUAUUCUUUCACCUGUUCAUUCACUGAACUCAUUUCCAGAGUGGCUACUAUGGCCAAAACCCUAGAUAAUCAACCUAAGUUCAAAUCCUACUUGAAGGUUCAUAAGCUGUGUGGCCUUGGCAAGCCUCUUGGCUUCCUUGCAACUGUUUAUUCAUAUGCAAAAUAUGGGGGCUGGACAAAAUGGCUUCUGAAGUUCCUUCAAGCUCUAGGUCUGUGAUCUUUUGAUAAAUAUAUGUAGUGUGAUCUUUCCUAGAGAAAGGAAAAAUUAUUUCAAGUAUUUCAUAUUAUUAUCCAUUUUUUCCACUUUAAAUAAAAAGUUACUGGUAAGGAAACAAUCUAAGGUUUUAAGUCCUGACUUCAUGAACAUUUUCCUUGUUGAUUUCCUUAAUAUUCAUCAUACUUCUCAGGCAUCAUCUAAUAAAAUUUUAGAAACAUGUCCUAGAGAUCCCUUGAUCACUGGCAGAUGCAUUGCUGAAUGGAUACAGGGAUACUCAUGUUAUGUUAUAUGU